Molecule: messenger RNA, 953 nt
Organism: Nicotiana attenuata
Lineage: Eukaryota; Viridiplantae; Streptophyta; Magnoliopsida; Solanales; Solanaceae
Exons: 5
Coding region: 197-643 (148 amino acids)
Source: RefSeq, a predicted model, not a curated record
CCCAACGAGUAGGACGUAACCGAAGCCUGCAUCAAGCUCAAACCGGCGUCCCUUUCUGUUCUCCUAAACCCUGUUCUGGUUUGUCUAGGUCUUUCCGUUUGUGAUUUGAGAAUUGAAAGCUCUAGCCUUUUCACAUGAUCAAGGGUUGAAAAUUAUUCAAUAUUGCUCCCGAACAAGUGUCUUGACAAUCAACAGCAUGAGAAAACCAAUACUCGAUCGUCUUAUUGACGCUGGGAUUGGUACUAUAUCAAGGUGUAUAACUUCUAGCCUGAGAAGAAAAGAUGGCAUCUUGCACCACCCCGAGUUCAAUCAAGCCAUCGCCGAAUAUGGUCGGACAUUCACCCGUAAGCGUGUUAACGAGGACGAUGCAAUGCUGAUAGGUGUCGAUGUUCUUGUCCGUUAUACGUUCAUACGUUCUGGAGGUGUCGGUUUCAUCUAUUUUAUGAAAAGUUAUUUCGACUGGCUGAAAGAAUGUAAGUUGGAGAUAGAGCGAAGCAGGGUAAGAUCCUUCCAAGAAGCCGAACAAGAAUUGGAGCAAAUCAUGCAACAAUAUCAAAUUUCCAAGCCAAGUAUCAAGGGAGGCAAUGAGCCAAAAGCUGCAGAUGGAGCUCAGGCCAAGGCAACGAAAAAUGAAAAACUAUGACCGGGAGCAGUUAAGUUAAGGCUUGAAUAAGAAUUCCCAAAUUCUAAGGCUUAUCACCAGUAUCAUUGUUGUUAGUGUUGUCUCAAGUCGAGAUUGCCGUGUGGUCGACUCCAAGAGCUGAGGAAACGUUGAGCAACAUCAACAGUCAUAGUAGAGAAUAUGUAAACAUAGUUUUCAUAUUAUAUUAUUUCCACUAGUAAACUUGUCGCGAAAAAUUUCAUUAUAUUUAUAAAAUGAACCUUCUCUAAUAUUCAAAUAAUAAAUUUGUUAUAUACACUUAAUUGUUUACCUUCUCAUUAUAAUAGUUUUG